This is a messenger RNA of Paramecium sonneborni, 642 nucleotides long. Lineage: Eukaryota; Ciliophora; Oligohymenophorea; Peniculida; Parameciidae. The record is from the annotation of a GenBank genome assembly.
AUGGAAGAGUGGAUCAAAAUUUAUUGCGAGAUUGUACAUCAGCUGCAAUUAUUGUUGAUGCUAAUGCUAAAUAAACUUAUUUUUUUCAUAGAUUAUGUUACAACUGGAUUGGGAUGUGUUUCCUAAACUAUUUGUGAUUUAACUGUUAAGUAAUAAAGUUGUGAAGGAACCAUCAGUUGUUUUUGGUAACCUAUAAGUACUAGCAACAAAUAUUGCUCGGAUUGUAAAAAAAAAGGUAUUUGUUUAGCUAACUAAGCAUGAGUAGACAAAUUUGAUAACUAAGGAAAUCCUCUUUAUGUAUAAUACAUUUAUAAGAAUCUAUUAUGCCAAUAAAGUGGUUGGUUGAAUGGCAAUUGCAAGAAUUUGGAUUUUUCAAAUCUAACUCGAACUUUUUAUAACAACGAUGCUAAUUGUACAAGUGAAUUAUCAUAAUGUAUAAGUAAUAGAGUUGAUGAAUGCAUAAGUAAAUAUGAUUGUAGUAUCUUUCAUUCUAAUAAAGCUUUAUCAAAAAUGCUCAUAACACUUUAUCUAUCAUAAUUGAUUCAUAUUAUUCAAAGGAAUACUUACAGGUAUAUCUCUUGUUGGAUGGAUGGUUCUCUCAACCUUGCUUUUUAACAUGGCCAGUUUAAAAUAGGAUAAUGA